AACCUCUUACCCUCCUUCUUCCUCCAUUAAAACUCACAUUCAUCAAAACACCAGCUACUAGCCCACACACACACACACAUAUCCAACCAAAGUUCCAGAACGAUCAAACAUGAGAAUCAAGUUGUUCGUGAAAGUUUUGUUGUGGGUUCUGGGAAUAAUGAUCAUCACAGGUACUGCAGAAGUUUCAGAAGGUGAAGAAUGCCAAUCUGAUCUGAUAGGGCUAGAAAUAGAGUGUCUUUAUUACAUGCACAAGGGGGUUCCUGCAAUGCAAAACCCUAAUGGUCGAUGUUGCAGAGCGAUUCAUGAGGCCAAUAUACUCUGCGUCUGCUCCAAACUCACCCAGAAAAUCAUAAUACCACCAGGUUAUACCAUAGAAGAUAUGCUUGACUGGUACAAAGUGUUGAAUUGCUUGAACUUCUGUGGCAGACCCCUACCUCCUGGCUUCAAGUGUGGACAUUUCACCGUCCCACCAACUGGACCCCCAGCAAAGUGAAGAUCGGAAGACGGCUAUGUUUUUGGAAGAAAGAUACACUAAUUUGUUCUGGUUUAUAUUAUUAUUAUUAUUAUUAUUAUUAUUAUUAUAUGGAUUGUAUAUGGUAGAAGCUGCUUGUUGGUUAGACAAUCAUAGAAUUGAGAUAUACAGUUCACGAAAUCAGAAAAUGGGCUCCUAAUAGUGUGAUGUGAUGUGAUGUGAAAUCUUG
Molecule: messenger RNA, 701 nt
Organism: Neltuma alba
Lineage: Eukaryota; Viridiplantae; Streptophyta; Magnoliopsida; Fabales; Fabaceae
Exons: 3
Coding region: 110-493 (127 amino acids)
Source: RefSeq, a predicted model, not a curated record